AUGUGCUCGACUCUGAUGGGACUCGAACCCACAACCUUUAGAUUCGAACCAUAUAACGGUAGCACGUGUGUUGUAGACAAUGUCACUGUUAAACCAUUUCUGGUGAUAGACACUGGACGAUGUGUUCCUUCAGCAGUUUGGCCUGGCACUUUAAGUAACGAGAAAGCUAUACACAAUAUUUUUCUAUCUACCCAAACCCACACCUUAGACUGUCACUGCAUUAAAUGUCACAACAGUCAUCAGAAAUCUUCUUAUGCUGCAAAGUGUACUGAGACUCAUCGUAAUAAGAGAGCUAGAGUUGAAGAUACCAGAAUAUUUGAGAAUACCGCAAUGAGAAACAUGGAUGUAGAUACUGAGGACAGAAAAAAAACUAAUAAACUAUUAUAUUCCAUAUUUGUAUUAAUUCCGACCUCUCGUUCCAAUUCUGUGGAAGCAAUAGACAGUCAGGCCAACUUACCUUUUUUGGAUACCGCCUCAAUGUUUGAUAAUGACAGAGACAACAAUGAUUUUGAUGACAAUGUUGAAGAUGAAGUCAAUGAGAUUGAGAUUGAGGACUUCAACAGUGAAGACCCUUUUGCUGCUUCUGAUAUGCCCGAAAAUGAAGUCUAUCAAUUUAUAGCCAUCUUUACAGUACUGUUUGCUUCACGUUAUGUUAUUGAUAAGGGUGCUGCUGUCUUGAUUGAGUUUAUCAACAAUCUGCUGAGAAUCUACGACCAAGAUUUUCAAUUACCAACCAGUCUUGCCAGUUUACAAAAAAUGAUAGGAUUUUCUGCUAUUACAAAAGGCAUCUAG
Messenger RNA from Phycomyces blakesleeanus NRRL 1555(-), 792 nucleotides. RefSeq lists its product as hypothetical. The transcript has 7 exons. NCBI's taxonomy places the organism in Eukaryota, Fungi, Mucoromycota, Mucoromycetes, Mucorales, Phycomycetaceae. The coding region runs from base 1 to 792 and encodes 263 amino acids. The record is from RefSeq and is a predicted model, not a curated record.